AUGAGAACUUGGCAACAAAUUAACCUAGAAUUGCAUGAAGUGGUUAAUUUAAUUAAGAAUAUGAAGUCAAAAAAACAGAAAGAGGUUCAAGUAUAUAUAGUAAAUGCUAGUUAUAAACCAAUGUCACCUAUUUCUAAAGUAAAUACAUCUCCAAAUAGUAGUGACAAAGGAGGAUCCUCCUUUAGUAGUAAUAGCAGUAAAUCAGAUAAUAGUAAACCUGAUUUUGUUUUAGUAAUG
Dentiscutata heterogama is the source of this 237-nucleotide messenger RNA. NCBI's taxonomy places the organism in Eukaryota, Fungi, Glomeromycota, Glomeromycetes, Diversisporales, Gigasporaceae. The record is from the annotation of a GenBank genome assembly.